AUGGAAACCUCCUACACUUUAUCUCCAACCGCAUCAAUUGCAUCAAGGUUCCACAAAGGUGGUAAGAGUUUCACUGAAAUAUACUCAGAUUACGCCAAAUUAGAAAACGAAUUCCAGCGUGAAAGAGCUGAAAGAAGGAGAUUAGAGAGUUGCUUGGCUGAUGUUGUCAGUGAGAUAGAAGAAAGAGCUCCACUUCUACAAGAACAAAGGCGCGAAUAUGACAAGCGUAACGCAGAAGCAAAUGCUCUUGCUUCACAACUCGCUGAAUCGUUAGAGGAAAGAGAUGCUCUCAAAGCCUCAGAAAAAGAAGCGAGGUUAGUAGCAGAGAAUGCUCAACGUGAAGCUGAAUUACAAUCGCAAUCUAUUGUUGAUCUCACAAGACAGGUUGCUUAUCUUACCCGUCAAAUCGCAGCGAUUGAAGAUCCGUCAUUGCCAAUUGAUGCUCAAAAUGUUGCACCUGCUCCAGCUCAUGAGUUAGCAGUAGAUCAAGCAAUUUCAGACAGAUUGGUCUUAUUUGCAUCAACCGAGGAGCUUGUUCAGCAGAAUAAGAAUUUGUUGAAGGUUUCUCGAGAGUUAGGUCAGAAACUUGAACAUGUAGAUGCUGUACAUGAAGCUCGUUCUAAAGAGACUGAGAAUGAGUCACUACAAGAAGCUUAUGAAUUGAUUCAACAACUUAAAGAUGAAAUUGAACUCAGUCGCGAGAAGGCUGGUAGUUACGUACGUGAAAGAGAUAUGUUUAGAAGAUUGUUAGCACAAACUGGAAAAGCCGUACCU
Messenger RNA from Wallemia mellicola CBS 633.66, 774 nucleotides. RefSeq lists its product as hypothetical. The annotation marks the transcript as partial. Gene Ontology annotation, molecular function: structural constituent of nuclear pore. The record is from RefSeq and is a predicted model, not a curated record. Gene Ontology annotation, cellular component: nuclear pore. The transcript has a single exon. Gene Ontology annotation, biological process: mRNA export from nucleus. NCBI's taxonomy places the organism in Eukaryota, Fungi, Basidiomycota, Wallemiomycetes, Wallemiales, Wallemiaceae.